Molecule: messenger RNA, 1130 nt
Organism: Tarenaya hassleriana
Lineage: Eukaryota; Viridiplantae; Streptophyta; Magnoliopsida; Brassicales; Cleomaceae
Exons: 5
Coding region: 168-905 (245 amino acids)
Source: RefSeq, a predicted model, not a curated record
UUGAAGAAGGUUCUAAUAGCUCUCCUCCAUUUGUACGCCUCCCUCAUCUCUGUCUCUCUCCUCUCUCCUCUCUCUCUCUCUAUGCUUUGCUAAGUCCGACAACACAACAUAUGGUGGCAAUAUCAGAACCCUGAAUCUAGGCCAUUAAAAGCCAGAGAUCUCGACUAAUGGAAGCUACUGAAAUACGCCCCACCGGACUGGUCGGUUUUGGAUCAGAACCGGCAGGACAAGAGAGGGAAGAUGACGAUUACCUGGCCGAGUUGACUCGCCAGAUGGCCAACUACAUGCUUCAAGACGACGACAAGUCAUGGGGAGGGUCUGGUUCGCCGCAAUCGACACUAGGUUCGCCGUUUGGCUUUGGCUCAGGCAGCUCCAUCGGCCCGUCACCGCCAUUGACGCCGGCCUGGGAGGAGAUGAAGGUAAAACAAGCCCUAAUCAUUGAUCAAAUCAGAUCGGCUCAAUCAAACUUUCGCAAGAUCAAGGAAGAUAGAGAGAGGGAGAAGCGAGAACAGAGGAACCGACACGACGGCGUUUUCGGGAAGAAAGCAAGUGACGGGAACUACCAGCGAAGUGGGUCGGGUAUGAAAGCGGUGUUCCUUGACGGGUGGGGUUCGAGACCCAGAUCCGCCGGAACCGGUGUGUUUUUGCCACGUGGCACCGGCGCCGUUUCGGAGUCGCGCAAGAGAACAGGAGGUUCGAGAGUGAUAAUACCGGCAAGAGUAGUUGAAGCCUUGAAGCUUCACUUUGACAACAUUGGUGCCCCCCCUAAAUUCGCCUCUCAUCUCCCUCCCCAUCACCAUGAUGCUUUGUUGGUAGCCACGAACAAUGGCAGCUCAUCAUGGCAGCGACCACGGAAGGGGAAACAACAACCACCGGCGGAUCUGCCGCCUGAAUGGACCUACUGAUCAGUUCGUCUUCAGACAGAAUAUUGGCACGUGCCCUCUAGGUUCACCAGGGUUUAGGGACAAUGAUCAAUUCUUCAUCGACAAAUUAAGUUGAUGAAUAAAAGGAAUAUGGUGUACUACGAGAAUAAGAGAAAUGUGAUUUAUGUUCUGUGAUCGUACGUACGUGGCUGGCUCAAGGCAAAAUCAAUCAUUUAUUGAUGAAUAAGAUGCAUGGAUAUUUGUUUA